Coregonus sp. 'balchen' is the source of this 18475-nucleotide messenger RNA. NCBI's taxonomy places the organism in Eukaryota, Metazoa, Chordata, Actinopteri, Salmoniformes, Salmonidae. The record is from the annotation of a GenBank genome assembly.
AGACUAGUAUUGGUUGAUAUAGUUUACCGUAGUCUGAAAGAAGGGGGAAAGUGGGAUGUAUUCGGCAAGGUCCCCCUCUCCCGCCUCCUCGAAAUGUCGACACCCCCUCUGAUCUACAUAGAAGCAGUGUCUGCGUACUUUGGGGUCAGUUGUUGAAUGGGACAGGGUACUUUAGACUAUUCCUAUUGCAUCAAGGACACACAUGUGGCUAAGUAAAUCUAGUCCACUGUCGGAUUACCAUCACUUCCAUCGGACUUUUUGUUGGAUAUAUACCACUAAAGAGGACGGGACAUAAGCAAAUGGGAAUCGUUUUUUCUUCACUUUCUGCUGGACUCGGAUUUCGUUUUACAAUGGUAUGUGAUGUAGCAUAGCCCAUGUUCUUUAUAUACACUUCGCGAGCUGUUUUCUUUUCGUAAAGCAUGGUGUUAAUUUAUGAGUAGUUGGGACACAUCGAUUGUUUAUGCAAGUCUGGUAAACAUUAACGUUGUUUUGAUUGCGCAAAAUAGUUUAGUGGCGCGUGGGUUUAUGGUACAUUUGGCACAAUAUGGACAGUUUUACUUGUGACAUUAUUGAAGAUGACGUAUAGCGCUUCUUAGAAAAACUAAUAAGGAUAUAUCUUGUCUAGUAGCCUAGUAAUAUUGUAUUGUGCAGGGUAAUCAAAUCGCGUUGCUCAGACACGUUGCCUAGUGCUCGCUGGCAUAGUUAUGUGUUGUAGCCUACAUGUGAGCUGAAAUUUAGUAGGCUAACUGUGCAAAUGAUUGAAGGAAUUAUAGGCUACUGUUGAUCGUGAUCAUUGUACGGGGCUUUUAUCCUCACCAUUAUAGGAAGCUUAGUCCAUUGUGGCGCAUAGGAUGUGUUUUCACUGUCUUGGAUGGCUGGCUGUGUGAUGUGCAACACUGGUUGUAUGAGGACAAGUGGUACGUUGGAACGCAAUCCUUAUGCAUAAUGCAGAUAACAGUAUCGGAAGUACAUUUAGACUGAGAAUUAAUUUGAAUUGAAAGCUGUCAGGUGAUCGUUUUGAUAUGCGUAAAAUAUGUUUUUGGUGAGUAUUUGGUGAGGAAUGUUGGCGAUGUGAAACGAUUGUUCUUGUCAAUGGUCGUUUGAUGUGACAAAUCGAUGCAGACUGUAAAUAUAGGUUGCUAAACCCCCCAUUCAGAUUAUAAAUAGAUAACUUGAUGAGACGAAACCUUUCAUUUUUCAUUCUCUGCGAACCGGCGGGGAUCUGAAAGUGACUGUUUACUUCAUGUCUGCCUUUGAAGUUAGCUGGAUCUGGCUUUGAUUAGAUCAAUACUUUCUGUUUCAGAGUGAAAAGGAGCCGAGAAGCUCCCCCGCGGAUUUAAGAGAGUGAGGAGGAUUACAGUGGAGCUCAUAGCAGGCACAACGGCACACACGGCAACCGGAGCUGGAGCCAUGAGCAGAGCGCUUACGGACCAUAUCAGCAGUAGCUUCCGAGAAGAUGCUCCCCGUCCCCCGGUGCCGGGGGAGGAGGGAGAGGCGUCAUGCCACACUCCCAGCAAACAUGCCAAAAUGAGAGCCCAAAACAAGGCUAAAGCUGUCACUGUCGCGUCUCCCGGCUCCAUGCCGAGGAGGAACGAGGAUGGACUCGGGGAACCUGAGGGUAGCGCGUCGCCGGAUUCACCCCUCGCCCGGUGGACCAAGUCGUUGCAUUUUCUCCUGGGUGACCAAGACGGUGCUCACCUGUUCAGGACCUUUCUGGAGCGGGAGAAAUGCGUGGACACUUUGGACUUUUGGUUCGCCUGCAACGGGUUUAGGCAAAUGGACCUCAAGGAUACCAAAACGCUACGAGUUGCCAAAGCUAUUUUCAAGCGGUACAUUGAAAACAACAGCAUUGUUGCCAAGCAGUUGAAACCUGCCACUAAAACCUACAUAAGGGAUAGUAUUAAGAAGCAACAGAUAGACUCUGCGAUGUUUGACCAAGCACAAACGGAAAUUCAGUCAACCAUGGAGGAGAAUGCGUACCAAAUGUUUUUAACUUCGGACAUAUACCUUGAAUAUGUGCACACUGGGUGCGAGAACACGGGUUAUGCCAACCAUAGCGGUCUCGGGAGCCUCAAGUUGAUGUGCGGAUUUCUGCCACCUCUCAUUGAGGAAGAGGAGUGGAGUUGUGACUUGAAGGCGAAAACGUUAGCCUCUGUGGUUGGACUAUCUGCUAAUGCGCUGCGGGCCACUGCUUCCAUUCGGACUGCGGCGGAAGUGCUGGAGAAUGGGUACAGGUAAGGAAUGCCUUAAUUUAAUUGAUUAUGUUUACUGUCUAUCGAGUAAUUGAAUUGUUAGUUUUUAUUAUGACUGUUUAUCAAUAUUCUUAUGUUGAAUAGAGAUCCUAAGGUUAAUUAAGUGUAUAGUAUUAGUGAAUUAUUCGUUGUUGGGCAUGUUGUCUGAUGGAUAAUAGCAUAUAACUUGCAUAUAAUCCAGUUAUUAACAUGUUGUAAAGAGCAGAUAUGCAUUUGAACUAGUUAUUUCCUAACUAUGGCAAUACGUUUUUCCCCUCAAAUUCCAUUAUGAGAUAAAAUAUGCUUGAUGGAGAGAAAAAAUAUGAAAGUGGAAAAAUGUAUGUUUGUCCCCUCUGCCCUGCAGUUAGUCAGGGGGGUGCAAACCAUCAAUGGAUCUGGUAUUUCCUUUAAAGUAAAUGGUGUAUUGCAGGCAGCCCUUCACUGUCUUGCUCAUGUUUCCUGUGCUUUGAAAUUGCUACUCCAGUAGAGGCAUGAAUUCAGACACCAAGCCUGUCUGGCUGGCUGUUGCAGCUAGAACAUGAAACUAGUGAUGCAAUUGUGAAGUUAUGCAAUAUUUCUUCAUUUUUCACCCUAUUAUUAAGUAGUCCUAUUAUUACAGACUGUAGUGUAACACACACACACAUACAAGUCAGGAACAUUGUGAAAGUGUGGAUUUUAUGCAAGAGCAUGCAUCAAAGAGAGCCAUUCCAACGUUUUUCACCAAACUGUUCCCCUAGUAUGUCCAUACAUUAAAAACAACAUCUGGACACAAUGAUCACAGAGUAGUUAGAGAGUGUCUUGUUCCUUUCGGUGUCCAUAGGAAAAGAGUGAUUUGAAAAAGGGGCAGUUUUCAAGGAAACACAUUUUUCUGAGAAAUGUUUGUUGAGAAGAGGAGAAACUGGGUAACGUGUAUGAUAGUUUCAUGACAAGUUUUCAAUUACUAGUAUUUUAUCUAAUUCAUAUUCAACUUUCAUGCUAAAAUAGUUUGGCAAUGGGUUAUGGGUUGACUGUCAGGAAUAUUAGUUCCUAUGGCAUGAUAACUCUACAUGCCAUAGCUAGCUAGCAGGCUGGGGGACAGUGUUGCUGUGGCAGACAGGAUGUUCAGAAGGGGCCAUGUUGAGUUGGGAACUGAAGGGGGACUCAGGGGUUGUUGACAUGAGGGCAUCUCCUCAGCUUCCUGGUGUGAUCCGCACAUUCUUGUGUUUCACUAAAGAAAAGGGAUAGCCCCCACCCCUCCCUCUCAUCUCUUCCCCACCCCUCCCUCUCCUCUCUUCUUUCCCCCUGUCCCUCACCAACUGUUUAGGUCAACACAUUUCCAUCUGAAACAUGUGGAACUAAUUUCACUACUGCACUCAGAUUUAAUUUUUUCCCUCUGAAAGUUAGCCACUCUCCUCCGAAAUAACGUGAAAAAACAUAGCCGGCGCAGUUCAGCGUCAAACCCCCGUUACCCAUUUCGCUUGUGAUGUUUUUCCCCCCCUCCUUUCUACCCAUUGCUUUUAUCUCGUCUUUUAGAGAAAUCCCUCUGACAGAGCCUAAGCAUGUGCUUUGGAGGGAGACAGGAAGGGGGGGGGGGAAUCAUGAAAGAAAGAAAGAAAGAAAAAGAGAGGAAGGGAGGAACCGAGAGCCCAGCUGCGCUAAAUACCUGACUCUUUGCGCGAACCUCCAAAGGUCAGGUUUGAGCUGGGGCCUACGGCUUUAGUCAUCCUCCCGGCAGUAGGCAUUCUCAUAAAGAAAGAGGCCCUCCUUCCCCCUUCCCUCACUCCCUCUCUCCCUCUUUUGCUCUCUCUCUCUCCCUCCCCAAGCUCAAGUUCUCCCCUCCUUCCUCCCUGUCCACCCCCUUCACUAGUGGAACAGGAAUGCAACACAGCAGGAGAGAGUAGAAAGAGAGAGGGAGAGAGAGAGACUUUAGAAGGAUGGGAGGGGGGCUUGGUUGUAGGAGAAGAAGGAGGGGUAUACAGAGGGGCCUGGAUUUAAGGAAAGAAGAGAGGAAAAAAACCAGUAAGAAAAGAGUACACUGCUUCAGAGAGUGAAAAAGUGCGGGAGUAGGGCCCUUGCCCAAACAAAAGGGUAGAGAGAUAGCAGGAGAGCGAGGGGAAGUGGCUCUGUUGUCCAUUCACAUACAGCUGAGCUGCUCACUUCACUCACCCCCUCCCUUACCCCCCCCCCCCACCUCCCUGCCUGUACGAUGGGGGAGGGGACAUGAAAGGGAGAGAGAAAAUAAAAAACAUUGUCACAUUCCUGAGGCUUGCGAAAGUGACUGUAAUUAUUCAAAUCUGUAGGAACUCCAACUCGAAAAACUUCAAAUCAAACUUUUACUCUAGCUCCAAAGCAAAGACUCUUACUAAAACAUGUACACAAGUAAACACACAAACUCCAUUUACAUAGCUAAUACAGGUUCACCAAUAGAAGUCUAUGCAUGGCACUGACGUUUUUCUUUGGGUGUCAGUAAUGAAAUGGUGGAAUAUGUAUUGUAGUGUAAAAGGGACUGUAUCAAGGACUCAAGGACAGUUGCUGUUGUUUUUGGCAGGUCACACAGACGUGGAGACCCGGCCAGUCCCUACUUUGUCAACUCGGGCUAUGUGUUCGCCCCUGCCACCAGUGCCAACGACAGCGAGAUCUCCAGCGACGCCAUGACGGACGACUCCAUGUCCAUGACCGACAGUAGUGUGUAAGUGUUCUCUCAGCGUUCUCUUCAGGGUUUUCUCUGGGUUUCUCACCUUUUGACCUGGGUUGGGGGUCAAUUCCAUGUCAACUCCAUGUCCAUUCUGAAAAUCAUUUCACAUUCAAAGUUGACUCCAGGCCUGCCUUUCUGAAGCAUGUCUGAACGUCUAUAUAUUCUGAAGCUCAAAAAUUACUUUGAUCAUUUAGCCAUUCAGUUAACACCUUUCAUGGAUACAUAUAUACGGAAACAAUUGGCAAAGACACUCAAGGACUAAAUAUCAAGUUUAUCUGAGAAGCUGGCGCUUGUGUUGUUGUGAAAGGGAAUGGGAAGUUUAUGUUUUAAUGAUCCUUUCAGAUUGAGUUCAGAUAAUUCUAUUAAUUUAUGAAGUGCCUCUAGGCUUGGGGGGGGGGGUGUCUGUGAAAGUAAUUAUGUGGAAAAAUCUGUUGAUGUCUAUUCUGAUGUGUUACAGGCAGAACUUCUUGAUGUGGGGGGGGGGGGGGGUGAGGGUGUAGUGGAGCGUUGCCUCAGUUUUCCUCAAAGUAGAAAUGUAUCCAUCCCACCCACAACAGCCUUGUGUGUGUUUUUUCUUCAUAUUAUCUAAUCGCUUUUUCCCUUUGAAGGACUAGAAGGGAAAGAGAGAGAAGGGGGGUGGGGGUGUGAAGACAGGGGGGAGGGAGAGAGAGAGAGAGGGUGAGGGGAAAUAGCCAUUUGGACCUUAAGACAAACUCAUUGAAAAAUGUUGGCAGCAAAUGAAAGUGAGCUUACUCACAUGGUGGCGCGGUUUCCUGCUCUGCUACUGGCCCUCUCUCUCUCUCUCUGCUGCUGCAGCGCCACUGCUGCUGCGAUCAUGUGUCAGCGAGGCUUUCACGGAGGUUACUCAUUCCUGGACCCCAGGAUAGGGUCAGGAGGGACUCCCACUGCCCAGAUUAGGGCACCCCCAAAAUCAACCCGCCCCCCACCCUCUCUCCCCAACCUUCCUCCCUUACCCCUCCAACCCCAACCACCCCCCUAUUUCCCUCUACUCCCCUCUCUCCUUCCCUCUUCUCCUGCACUCCGAGCCAAUAGCAGGGGAACGGUGAGGGUUUGGAGUGCAAGGGAGUGAGAAAAUAAAGUGCAGGGAGGAUAAAAGGCUUAACUGAAUCGCUUUCAGCCUAUUGUUAGCCGAGGGGAGCUUAGGGGGAUAAGAGGGGUGGCUGUCUGCUUUGAAAAUGACUUGCACAACUGAAUAGGAGAUCCCCAUAAAGUAAGGGCCCGUGAAAGGUCUGUUUUCUUCUUCUUUGCCCAUGCAUCGCCGCCACAACCAUCACAAAGGGCCUCGGCCAUCGCAUAGGCCUGGCUCGCUGGGGUUGAUUAAAAACGCAACAGGAGAGAGUGAAUGAGAGAGAGAGAGAGAGAGAGAAAGGGUGAGGGAAAGGGAUAGAUUGAGUGGUGUUUUGGAAGGAGAAGGGCCUGAGUUGGGUUUUUGUUUGGUACAUUGUUUUGUGAAUUGUAACUUUUUUUUUGUCACAAAUUUCUAGAGUUUUUUCAAGUGUCUUGAAGGUUCAUGACUUGUAAUCGAAGGAUAAAAGUUAGGGAAGUAUCAAUUUUGAUACUUGUAAGAAGUAUGCCGCUCUUACAUGGGCAUUAUUGGCAGUACUAUCUAGGCUCCAUCUGGUAAUGCCAGUGUAAGUAGAACCCUGAGGCAUACAAACCCAGAGUCAUUUGACCAAAUGAUAUAUUAAGUAGAAAAAAUUGAUCCCACUAGAAUUCAGUCACGUCUUUUUCCUGUGAACGUCUUCAUGUGAAUUAUUAAAACGUCUUAUGUUACAAAGUGUAGCGCCUGGCAAUGGCCUGCCCUGCACAGAGUUCUUUGAGCCUUUGACAAUCUCCUGUCCUCUCCCCCUGUCCCUCUGCUCUCUCUCUCUACCCCUCACCGAUUGUAAUAAAAACCACAGCUUCUUCCUCCUCAUUGGGGGGAACAAUUUGAUUAGUGUGUCCUUUUAUAGUUGGUUAAAAGGCACACUGCAAAUUUGAAUCUAAUUUCCAGAUAAAGAACAAGAGGAUGAGGAUUUUUGGGGGGGGGGUGGAUGGGGGGGGGGGCAUUUUUUUCUCUCUUUUUGCUUAUAUCUUAUUUAUGGAUUUACUUGGACGCUAGGGAAUGCUGCUGCGCUAACUUCAAACAUUACCUUAUCUUACAAACCAGCCUUUUGAUGUUGCUGAGAUCAGAGGCUUGCUGGCGAAACGCUUGCCAAAUGAAGAUGGCAGCGGGUGCAUAUGUGCAUGAGUGUGAGGUUUCAAAGAGGCAGUGGAAAAACUAGCGUUUGGGCUAGGUCAGACACUUCUGAGCAACCAAAAAGACCAAGAUAAUUGGCCAGGCUUAAAUGGCAGCGGACUGGAAAAGCACACUUUGGAGGGCAAGAAAGAGAAAAAGACACCUCCCCUUUCUUCCCCCCGCUACUGCCUAAAGGAUGAAAUGUCCAGAGACACUUGUUUUUUCAGCUACAAUAUGGCUGUUUUUCUUUAUGUCAAACCUUUCUUUAUGUCUAACACCGCUUUAAGCAAGAUCGCUAGCCCCUCGAGUAGCAGCAUUCUAGGCUUCUACUCUUAGCCAGCUUUAGCAAGGUAGUCGUUGUUACUGAGGCUAGAAUUUAAAGUACCUUACUUAGCUGACAUUUUGAAAAAUCAGGCCCUUCCAAUGUUGACAAGGACUGAUGGGAACUUAUCAGUGGGACACUUUUGAACCCCAGCGUCCGGGAUGUUUAGCAUAUCUCCCCCCAUUGUCCCGGUGUGUGUUUUGUUAUGUGUGUUAUUGUUGCCUUGGCUUCAAGGCCCUUCAAGGGCUCCUCUGGUCUUUGAUUUGGGCUGUGAUGCGCCCACCCUGGGGGCAAUGGGGGGUGGUGGGGGUCAGGGUGGUGCUGGGUUGGUCACGUCAGUGAUGAUCAGGGGUUCUGUCGACAUCACUAGCCUAAUGUGUCUUUCACGCGGCUAAUGCAUUUUGAGUAUUACUUGGGCCUGUGGGGUCACUAGUGGGAAUGUUUGAACACAUCCACAACAUCAACAACAUCAUUCUAGAUAAUUUGGUUUUAAGCAAAGAGAUAGGGAGGCGAGAAAAUGUAAAUGUUUCUAUGGAGAUACUGUAGAUAUGUAGCGGUUAGCAUGCUAGUUUGCUAACUAGCCCCUGGUUCUUCAGGGGACAUUUUGAGUGACCUGUGACUAUGUUAUUGACCCUGUGUCCUACCUGUGUCCCUUCUGACAGAGAUGGGAUCCCUCCAUACAAGCUGGGCACCAAGAAGCAGCUCCAGCGGGAGAUGCACCGCAGCGUCAAGAUCAACGGCCUGGUCUCGCUACCCCACUUUCCUGUGAGUCCCGCUUCCUGUUUUGAUGUCUGAUGUCUUUAUAUACAGUGUCUUUAAACUCCACAAACUUUUCUCAAUCGCCCUUUACAACCGGUUCCCUUUCCCCCCCAUUGGGACCUGUGUUUUCUUAUUUUUUAUUUUGCAGAGUGCAUGUUAUUGAUGUUGUGGUAGAAUACUAUAUUUUUCCCCCCCGCUCAUUUUCCUGUAAAAGUCAGGGAAAAUGAAAAAUGAAAUUUGCAUAUCACUUAUUUUCUCUCCUGCUCAGCCAUAUACACCCCCUCCCUUCCUCCCAUCCAACGGCUGUCAUUUAUAGCUGUCAAAUAUAGACCCCUGUUGCUUUCCUUCCUUGUGUUUACCUCCAUAACUUAGUCAAGAAUGUUAUAAAUGCAUCAUGUUAAAAAAAAAAAUGGAUAAUGAUGGUGGUGGUGGUGAUAAUGAGGAUGAUUAUCAUUAGAGGUCAGGGGUCACAGAACCAAGCCUUGUGAUGCUCCCUAAAUCAGCCAGCUUACUACUCAGCCCUGUGCUUUGAUCAUGGCGAUGAAUGAAUGGGACCCAGGUUGCCUGGCCUCUUUAUUGACAACCUCCAACAGCCCCCCCCACACACACACUCCCCUUUUGUCACAGUAGACCCCUACCCCCACCCCAGCCCCCAUAUGACUCUCACCACCCCCACCCCCACUGCCUGUAGUGUCAUGUGCAAGCAGGGGUCUCUAAAUGCAUGGUACUUCAUGGCACAACUCUAGGGCUUGGAGUGGUUAGAUUGACACUCAGUGCUGGGGCACCCGUGUCAGAAAACAACCAAUGCAAAUUGUUUUGUCCUCUUCCCUUCACAAUGUGUUUGUGUACUAUCUUGACGCAUAGGAAAGGCUUUGUGUGUGUGUGUGUGUGGGUGUGUUGUGUAGGGAGGGGAUGUAGCCAAGUAGAAGGGGCCCUUGUUGUCUGUUUCUCUCUCCUCGCUCCCUCCCUUCCCCACUUGCUCUCCUUUUAAUGUCUCCCUCCUGAUUUGGAGAUGGCUCGGGCUCCCAAGAUGCACCAGCCCCAGGCAGCGGGGGCUCUGCGUGGCGCUGACGCGCCUUUGCCAGCAGCCCCUCGCUCUCCUUUCUUCUCUCUUCCCUUCAUCGUCUCUACAAAGAGAUGAGAGGACCAACAAAAAAAGAGAGUAAAAUCAAGAAAGCCAGAGCGCCAAAUAAUAAUAAAAUACAGAAGAGAGAAAAGAAGAUGAGAGAAGCCGGCACAUAUAGUUAGAGAAAAAUAGGAUAAUGCGACUACAGUACCUCAGAGGUGCCCUGCGUGCAGUCAGGAAAUAAAUUACCACUUCCCCUUAGAUCUCCCCGGUAUUUGACUCCUCUAUCCUCCUCUCCUUCGCUCCCUCCCUCCCUCCUACCACUCCACAAGCGCCACACAUCUCUCAAUCCUCUUCCUCCUUUUUUCUUCUUCCUCUUCUUGUUUUAAUAUUGUCCCCCUCUCUUUUUUUCUCUGCCUCCUCCUCUGACUAUCGAUAUCUGUCUUUUAUUCGGGGAGAUUUAAAGCCGCGUGUCCCUCCCACCCCAAGCGGUGGAGUGUUUGAUGUUUGACAAGGGCCCCUUUGAAGUGUGCUAACUUCAGAGGCUGCCUCCGCUGAUGGCUUGGUCGGAGUACAGAGGGAGCAGGCGGGGGGCCCUUCCUCCUCGGAGCCAGACCAACUGCUACCCCCCCCCUCAUCCCGCUACCCCGCUGACGGGCAGGCGGUGCCAAGGACAGCGGGAAUGGGGAGGGGGAUUCGGGCUAGGGGUUAGCCCAGGGGCAAGGGCAUCAAAGGAGGCCUAUAGAGUUAGAGUAGAGGGCACUGGAGGAAUUGGGGGGCAAACUAGGGACAACUAACUCAAACACUCACUCAAACACACACUCAAAAGUGUCCUUCCUCCCAUCUCGCUGCUACAGAGGACACACAGGCUGCCAAAAGAGAUGACGCCGGUGGAGCCCUCGGCCUUCGCCGCCCAACUCAUCUCCAGACUGGAGAAACUGAAAAGGGAGCAGGACACCAUGAGCUCCCUGGAGGAGAGGCUACAGCAGAUCCAGGAGGUAAGAAAACCCCCCUUUCCAAACUACAUUGGUACAUCCCACCUCACUCCCCAACCCACCUGCAUUGAGCUAUGAGCUUUGGAACGUUCCAUUGUGACCUAGUUUAGGUGACUCUCCGGUCCUGAACCCUGUCUUUGCUACCUAGAAAGGCAAUGUAGCUAGGAGGAGCCAUGUGAGAAGUUAGCUUUGUAGCUAGCUAGCUGACUCUUCUUCCUUGAUUCAAAGAGACUUUGCGUGCGGUCUUGCUUUAGAAAGAAUAAGACCCAGGGGAAUUUAACUAACUAAGGGUCUGCGGUGGAGUUUAGCGACUUCUUCUCUUAGUCUUCAUUCCUCUUCUGAGGAAGUUUCAAACUUAUGUUUCUUGACACACUUGAAGUUUCUUCAAAUGGUUAGCGCUUAGCGCUCAACUCUCCAGCGGCGUAUUGCUGAGUGUGUGUAGUGCCAGUCUCUUUGUGAGUCUGGGCUUGCUGUGCAUUAUAGAUGAAGAACGAAGAAGCUAGCACACCCAAAGCCUGUUAGUAAGUAGAACCAGGGUGAAAGAAACUGAACGAGAAAGUCAAAUCAAGUUACGCCAUAGAAAUCGUCUCAGCUACUUCACAAGCCAAUACAGUACAUGGUGUUUGUCGCAGUGUGAAGUUUGCUGCGAAUGGUCCAAAUAUUGUCAACUGACUGAAGUAGCGUUUUCCGCAAAUGUCAUUUGGUUGGGUUUAGCAAGCUAGCAAUGCUUAUAUUUGUAGUGUUAUGGAAUUGAGUUGGUUAAAUUGUCCCUGUACUUCUAUAUUGCGUCCAUGUUCUAAAGCACUAUGUCUUUGUGUGUGCGUAGGAGGAGGAGAGGGAUGAGAGUGACCUCUCCACCACCGUCCCGCUCUACCACCCCCUGCUUCCCCCCUCGUCCGGCGCCGAGGAGGACGCCCAGGCCAUCCUAGACGAGCACCUAUCCCGGGUGCUCAAGACGCCCGGAUGCCAGUCGCCCGGCGUGGUCCGCCACUCGCCCCGCUCGUGCUCUCCCGACCGGCCCUCUGCCGCCGUGAUCCCCUUCCUGGGGCCCUCGUAUCCGGGGGCCUCCAAGGGCCUGUUGGCUGGGAUCAGGCAGUCAACCAAGCACAUCCACCACCAUUACAUCCACCACCACACCGCCACCGGCCCCAAGAGCAAGGAGCAGAUCGAGGCCAGAGGCGGCGCAGCACAUCCAGUGUCCUCUGUCCCCCAGGGGGCGCCGACUACUCCGACUUCACCCCCGGGUCAGUUCACAUACAAUAUUACCUGUACUGGGGUUCCGUUAACAAUUCACAUCAAGUACACUACAUUUACUUUAGAGUUGUGCUGGGGUCUCUUCACAUACACUUCACAUACAACUACAUUUACCUUAGGGCUGUACUUGGGUCAGUGAUUUAAACUGUGUACUUAGGACACUGGCAAUGACACCUUAUCUUAUGGAUAUGUCUCAGCAUAUGCUGAGUUUAAUUUAGAUUGAUGUGACAAGCUGUAUUGUUCCUAUCGCUUGGCUCUAGUGAUUGCUGUAGGAAAAUGUAGUCUCUCCUCAUGGAAUAGUCCCAUGUAACCCUCUCCUCUCUGUCUCCCCUCCAGCCGCUGCAGCAGUUUGUCCAAGCGGCCGGGGAUGCCGUGUGAAGGCAUAAGCCUGAGCCAGGCCAAUGGCAGCGAGGGGGUCACGUCCCCACCCCACCUGCCCCUGGAUUCCACGGACCGCUCGCAGAACGUCUGGCAGUGGAUCCUGGAGAGCGAGAGGCAGGGCAAGAACAAACCUCACAGCAGCACUCAGGGCCUGAAGAAGACCCACCUCCCGGACCCCUCCACGCCCAAGACCCUUCCUGGCCGAACGCACACUUCCUGGGGAGGCGUGGGCGGCAUGGGGGGUCACCUCCGUGGAGGUCACCAUCCGGCCCACCCCUUCAUCCAGGACCCGGCCAUGCCUCCCCUGCCCCCGCCCAACACCCUGGCCCAGUUAGAAGAAGCCUGCAGGAGGCUAGAGGAGGUCUCCAAGCCCCCCAAACAGAGGUAGGCACACAUACACACACUCAAACACUCAUAUAGCCCCUCUUUGUCCUAGCUUGAGAUGUAUAGUCAUUUACAUUGAGCCAAAUUAAUCUAUCCAAAUUAAUUGAGAGAUUUUCUGAAAUGGUUGACUUCAGUCGACUAUUAAAGCCUACACCUGUUUUCCUCCAUCUAUGUCAUGAAUACCGAUUCCAUCAAUCUCAUUCCAUUGUUUCUUUGUCUCUGUCUUUCUAUGACUGACAGGCAUUCAACGUCUAGCCUUCAAAGAGACAGGAGUCAUCCUGUGCCUUUCCCCAGUGGAAACCCACCUCUGUCCAGCCCCGCACUUCAAACAGAGGAGUACGUUCAUCUUUCUCUCUCUCUCCCUUCGUACUAGCUGCCUUUCUUUCUCUCUCUUGCACUUGUCCUCUCUCUGAUUUCCCCCACGAUAGGGAUAGUGUGAGUCAGCAUGUCUAUCCCUUUGAACUCUUCUUUUCUCUCUCGCUUUUAAUCAUUUAAGAUUAAACAUGAUGGGUGUAGUCUGACACAGUCGUCACACACACACACACACACACACCGGCGGAUACACAGACGUACACAUGGAAGAUAAAGACCUCUGCUACCUCAGCCCUGUGUGUGUUGGUGUGUUGGUGUGUGUACGUCUGUAUCUGUGUGUUUGUGUAGGGCAGCUUGGUUGUGUUUGAUGUUAGGGCCGUAGCCAACUGACUGCCAGGGUCUAUUGAGAUUUAAUUGGCUGACCUUCAGCGGGCCAGCUGUCUCGUCUGAAGUAUAGGACCACGAAAAGGCCCCUGGAAGUGAACGAGGAAGUGUGUGGGUGUGUGUGGGAUCAAAUGCACACACACACACCUGUAAUUGGGUCAGGUUCACCUUACCCUAAGCCAGGGUUCUUCAAUUCCGGUCCUGGAUGGCCGAAACACCUCUGUUUUUCAUCCUCUCCUUCUAAUCAGGGGCUAAUUCAGACCUGGGACACCAGGUGAGUGCAAUUAACUACCAGGUAGAAAUAAAAAACAGAAGUGUUUCGGCCCUCUAGGACCGGAAUUGAAGAACCCUGCCCUAAAGCUAUUCCUCACUAAAUUCAGCUUAUUCAGUACUGCCUAACCUCUGAACCAACAUUUACACACUGCCCAUGUUAAGAGUGUUCGUAGCUCUGGAUAAAAAUGUCUGCUAAAUGACUCAAAUAUAAUGUCAAUGUUAAAUCUUAGCUAUGGGAUCAGGUUAUGCUUUCUUUAUCUAAUGUGUUGCUUGUCUCUCUGUUUCCAGGUGGAAAGAGCCAAAGAAGUCGAUCAGCGGUGUGAGUGUAUCUGGCUGUGACCUGGUGGUCACCUACUUCUUCUGUGGUGAGGAGAUCCCCUAUCGCAGCAUGAUGAAGACACACAGUCUCACCCUGGGACACUUCAAGGAGCAGCUUAGCAAAAAAGGCAAUUACAGGUAAACACCGAGACUAAUACACACACCUUUAAUAUAAAACUACGGGUGAACACACACACAUCUUUCAUGCACAACACACCUUUAAUGUACAACUAUAGGUAAACACCCCCCUUUCAAACACACAUUUCAUGCACAACACACACUCUCUAGCUAAAGAGCAAGACACUUUUUUUUUCACGAUUUGAGUGCGUGUGUGUGUUUGUCUAUGUACGUGUGUUUGUGUAUGAACUAAAUGUGUGUGAAGUAGUGAGAAGGAAGAGUAGAACUCUGUCUGAGCGAGGGGGGGAUGGGUCGAUCCACUGUACAGAGCGGAAAGGAAGGGAUUUUUACUGGAACGAUUUGGUUCACAUCUGCUAUUGAUUUCCAUAGUAAGGCAAUCUUAAUAAGGACGGCUUUGAAGUCCAGGCCUUUUAUUUUGUGUACAAAGACUCAACAAGCCACUGCGAGGCACCCAAAUUCCUCCUCCUCCCAAGGAUUACAUCAGGCAGUAUUACGGGCACCUUUUUCUUCUUAGAUUCAGUUAUAUGUUGAUUUAACAUUUAAGAGGGUCGCAUGAGUUGUCAAAAUCACUGGUGUUUUGAUUAGUAGUCGUUGAAAGUGGAUAUGACUUGAUAAAGUUAGGAAUUAGAGAGAGACUGAAUCGUUUCACACAAUUUCACAUUCAACCAAAAGGAACCUACACCUAAAGGGGACUCUAGAGUAAAGUAGAGUUUUAUGACCGUCAUAUCUAUAGGUUGUAGCACACCAAAGAGACAGUAUUCCAUGACAUCAGUAUCUCGAUUCUAAACACCCAUCCACAUCUGCUUGUUAGUCCGCGCUAAACCCAUCCAAACAACUCAUCACACCCCCACCAUCCCGUAACUCUUCCGCGGGAAAGAAAGGUUGAUUUGAAGCCGAUGGCUCUAAUGGCUCAGAAUGUGUGGAGUUGGUUAAUUUCAACAUGGCAGGAGAACAGUACUCGGCCACGUUUCCAGAUGAUAUCGGUGCCAGAUGUUGCAUAGAGAGAAACUUUGCCAUAUAUAACAUGAUCCAAUGGAAAUACUCCUUUUCUCUCCUUAUUCUCUAUCGGUACUUCUCUCGCUCUCUUUCUCUCCUCUUUCUCCCCCAUUCUCUAUUUUCCUCUCUUCUCUCGCUCUCUUUCUCUCCUCUUUCUCCCCCAUUCUCUCUCUUCCUCUCUUCUCUCGCUCUCUCUUUCUCUCCUCUUUCUCCCCCAUUCUCUCUUUUCCUCUCUUCUCUCGCUCUCUCUUUCUCUCCUCUUUCUCCCCCAUUCUCUCUUUUCCUCUCCUCUCUCGCUCUCUCUCUGAAAAGAAGAGAUGCCUUGGAACUAUUUGUUGGUGAAGAUGGAGCACUUUCAUCCAAAGAAUAAGGUUGUGAUUAAAUGGCAAGAGACACGAGCAUCUAUUUAGAUUUGAUUUAUGUCACGAAGAUGCACUUGGCUAAGGCCUCUACCUUAUUAGUUUCAGUAUCAGUGUUAGGAUCAGUAGUUUCAGUGUUCAGGCUUCCAGAAAGGUUUGAGGCCCUUCGUUUCGCUACAGCCUUCAACCAUGUUGAAAAUGCAUCAUCCCAAAAAGCAUAGUAACGCCCAACCAUCCAAACCACACCCUAGCAGCUGUACGACCCUCCCUCACCAUUACUCCGCCGUUUGCCAACCCUCUCCGCUUGCGCCUAAGUACGAUUAAAAACAUGAUGAAGAAGUGGAGAAAAUAACAUGCUUUUUACGUGUUACACGUGUUGUUUGUAUGACUUGUAGGCCGGCGUCGCUCAUAAAAACAAGGGAGUCGGAAUUCCUGGGCCCAGGCAUACAUGGGUAAAAUGAGGCAUUUUCUAUUACCAAGCUUAUCAUUAAAUCUCCCCUGUUGGUCAUCACUGCCUUUAAAGCUAGAGGAGAAGAAACCAUUAGUAACUCUAGUUAGUAGACUUCAUAGACUGAGCUGAAUCAAGCCUGGGAUUUUGGGGGGAGGGAGGGGUGAGGGGUAGGUGGAGGUGUUGGUGAGGUGACUCUUUGACCUCCAGGAGACUGUCUGGAUUGGUGUACUCCUCCUCGCGGGGUAUCGGCCUUCGGGCCCGGCCUGCGUCCAAUCUAUCACACUCACGGAGGGGGUCCGGGAGAGAGGCCUGCUCCUCUCUUUCGCUCUCCCUCUGUUCUCUGCUGUUGAUCGGAAAGCUGCCCAAAGUUUCUCUCUCUCUCUCUCUCUCUCUCUCUCUCUCUCUCCAUAGUUGUCUCUAGCAGUGUGUUAGUAGGUGUGUGUGUGGGGCGUGUAGUGACAGGCAGACUCUCAGGCACCUAAAAUGUCAGCCCUAGUGAAAGGAAGGCCCUUCAUUUGACAGUGGGGCACAAUUAAAAGGCCAGGCUAGACAAGGGGAGCUCAGUGCUAAGGGAGGGGGGGGGGGGGGGGGGGGCUUAAGACAGGUCCUAAUUAGCCCUUCAACUUUAAUGAGACCUUCCAGGACAGAUAGGCAUCUGUACAAUGGCCAGCAGUCAAGUUCCUUUAGCUCCCUCUCUCUUUGGUCUCCGCUGCUGCUGCUAAUUCCCUGAAAUGAUCACUGACAGAGCUAUACCCAACCUGGCAACCCAAACUAGUUGGAGUGGUUGGGGUUGCCAGGGUGGGAUGAGUUCUGUUUGUGAGUGGCGUUGGUGGUGCGUAAUGUAGUCAAACUUUGUUCUUUGAAGUUAGAGGGAUGGCGCUGAACUGUGUGACUAAGGCUGUUUGGUUACAGGUUUGAGUCAUCGUGUGUGUGGGAGUUGGUUGUGUAGGUGCCGAGAAACUAUUUUCAUGGUAUAAAAUACUAUUUUUAGCACUCACUUGUCCAUAGUGACGAGUUAAAGAGGAAGACACCAUGCUAGUUUUGUUUUGUACUCUCGAAACACCUUUUCUGACCAUGCCGCUCUCUCUCUCGUUUCUCUCCAGGUACUACUUCAAGAAGGCCAGCGACGAGUUUGAGUGCGGGGCCGUGUUCGAGGAGGUAUGGGAGGACGGCGCCCUUCUGCCCAUGUAUGAGGGCAAGGUCCUGGGUAAGGUGGAGAGGAUGGACUGAUGCCACCCUUACCCACCCUACCUUACUCAUCAACCAAAUACCCAACCUCCGGGGCACAGACUGUCGCGAGGAACCGGAGUGAUUGACUUGAUUGGGGGAAAACGCUCCAGACUUUCUUUUCUACUAUUAAGCUAAAUAAGAGUUAAUAUAUCCAGCACAAGAGGAGUGUGAUUGAAGGAACACGAGCCAAUGAAGUAUGCCGAACCCAGAGGAGGCCCUGCCUCCCCUCACUUUCUUAACCAAUCAGCCUUAGAAACGCAAGUGAACGACACUACAGACUGAGAGAGAGAGAGACGGCGAUUGGAGGCCUCUAGGCUCCCUGAAUAUAACCACUGAAGAUGCAGAUGACUGUUUGUCCAUUACAAGAGACUAACGUUGCGAUUACGUAAUGGUAACAUUGUGAGAACGUUGAGCUAACGUUGCGUCGCUCCCUGAUCACCUGCAAUGGACUGGCUACAGCACCAGAAGCCCCGCGAAUGCCGGCACCUGCUCUUAUAACAUUGUGCUAACGUUGUGCAAACGUUGUUACAAAAUGAAACUUCUGUACGUGUGCAUAUACAUACAUGCAAAUAUGUGUAUAUAUACAUGUAUUAUAUUAUAUUGAUGCGUUUUUGUCAUGAGUUGAAAGUUUGAGUAUUUAUUGAAAAAUUGUCCUCUCCCUCCCCCUCCCUCACGUUCAACUUGUCUAUCCCCAUCCCCAUCCCCACCCCCACCACCCAACCAACCCAACCCCGUCCCCCAUGUCCAGUUGAUGGACAAGCUGCUUCGAGUGUUGGGAGAAUACUGUGGUGAUUAUUUUAAUUUUAUUUACCUUGUAAUGUCACAAAGGUCAUGACACUAGCCUAGUGCUCCCCCUAACUUCCCCCCUUUACCCAUGUCCAACCUCACUGUACCAGGGGUCUGCUGAGACUGAACCUUCCACUGUCGUAAGUAAACCAACCAACAACCCAGUCUUAAUAUAUGCUGCUGCUGAUAUGUGUUCUCUUCCGUUUCUAAGCCAGAGUAAGAGUAGUUAGUUUUCUCUCACUCCAGCACAGAGCUCUAUCCUUUUUAGUUGUUGUGCCUUUUGUGGACCAGGCAUCACACAGGGAAAGACAAGAAAGAAAGAAAGAAAGAAAGAUGGAUUAGAUGAACAGAGAGGACCUGGAGAAAACUUGUACCAUCUAAUAAUGGAAUGUGUUUACAGCGAGCACACCAAAAUAACCUUGUCGCGCUUCUAUCAAAAUGACCACCUCUCCAGGAAGCGGUGGCUUAAUAUCGCUACGUUUCAAAAUUGCUUCCGAUCCAUAUUUAUUAGCAAAGAAAAAAUGUUGCUCCAAUAGCAUUUGAAUGUUGUGAAAAGAACAUCUUAAACUACAGAGCUCCUGUAUACAUUUGUAAUUAUGCAUUUUCUGAAGUAUGGAUAAAAGGACACAAACACUAUUGCUAGUGUUUUGAUGAGGACAGCACCUGUGCCUACAUGGAUGCCAUACCAUGUGCUACCCUGAUUCAGGGUGUUAAUAAUUAUUCCCUUGGUUUUCAGAAGGGUUUUAUGUUGAAAAUAUUUUUUAUGCAUUUAAUAAUAAUAUCCUGUAAUCAUGUUAUUUGUUUUUACGCCAUGGCUUUUUUUGUUUUGUUCUAUCUAAACUGUAAAUUAUACAUUAUAUACAGAGUUUCAUUUAAAGAUUUACAUGGACCUAUAAUUAUUGUAAUUAUUAAGAGAUGUAGCC